AUGUCCUACACACAACAACCUAUGGCCACCCCCGGCAUGAUCGUCCAGGGCAAUCGCAACGUCAGGAAUAUCCCCAACGAAGCUGAUGGGCGCGAAUGGAGCAAUGGUCUAUGCGGAUGCUGCGACGCUCCGGGAACUUGCAUCGUCGCUUGGUGCUGCCCGUGUAUCACCUACGGCAAGGUGAAGCGCCGUUACGAGCACCUGAACUCCAAGGGUUACCCCGAUCCCGAGAACGGCGGAUGCUGCAAUUCCGACUGUGUCGUCCACGGUUUCGUUACGAUGUGCGGCUUCGGAUGGGUCAUGCAGAUGAUGAACCGCGGCAACAUCAGGUCGAGGUACAACAUCAAAGGAGGAGGAUGCGGUGACUGCUGUGCUUCGUUCUGCUGCACCCCCUGCGAGCUCACGCAAGAAUCCAUCGAACUCGAACUUGAGGAGCAGUCUUAUGGUGGAAAGCACUGA
Molecule: messenger RNA, 459 nt
Organism: Cyclocybe aegerita
Lineage: Eukaryota; Fungi; Basidiomycota; Agaricomycetes; Agaricales; Hemipholiotaceae
Source: the annotation of a GenBank genome assembly